AUGGGAGACGAAGAAGUUCAGGCCCUCGUUGUUGAUAAUGGCUCUGGCAUGUGCAAGGCCGGAUUUGCAGGUGAUGAUGCGCCUCGUGCUGUCUUCCCCUCCAUCGUUGGACGUCCUCGUCAUCAGGGUGUCAUGGUUGGUAUGGGUCAAAAAGACAGCUACGUUGGAGAUGAAGCUCAGUCAAAACGCGGCAUUCUCACUCUGAAGUAUCCCAUUGAGCACGGCAUUGUGACGAAUUGGGAUGAUAUGGAGAAGAUUUGGCAUCACACCUUCUACAAUGAGUUGCGUGUUGCCCCUGAAGAGCACCCAGUGCUACUAACUGAGGCACCACUUAACCCCAAGGCGAAUCGCGAAAAGAUGACUCAGAUUAUGUUCGAGACCUUCAACACCCCGGCCAUGUACGUUGGCAUUCAGGCCGUGUUGUCCCUUUACGCCUCUGGUCGUACCACUGGUAUCGUGCUCGACUCGGGUGACGGUGUCACUCACAGUGUGCCUAUCUAUGAAGGUUACGCUCUGCCUCAUGCCAUCCUGCGUCUCGAUCUGGCAGGUCGUGACCUCACUGACUACCUCAUGAAGAUCCUCACCGAGCGUGGUUACUCCUUCACCACGACUGCGGAGCGUGAAAUUGUUCGAGACAUCAAGGAGAAGCUCUGUUACGUAGCGCUUGACUUUGAACAGGAGAUGGCUACUGCCGCCUCCAGCUCCUCGCUUGAGAAGUCUUAUGAGCUUCCUGACGGUCAAGUCAUUACGAUUGGCAAUGAGCGUUUUCGUUGUCCUGAGUCGCUGUUCCAACCCAGCUUCCUGGGUAUGGAAUCUGCUGGUAUUCAUGAGUCCACCUUUAACGCUAUCAUGAAAUGUGAUGUGGAUAUCCGAAAGGAUCUCUACGCCAACACUGUCUUGUCUGGUGGUACCACCAUGUACCCAGGUAUUGCUGAUCGUAUGCAAAAAGAGAUCACAUCUCUGGCACCCAGCACUAUGAAAAUCAAGAUUGUUGCACCACCUGAACGCAAGUACUCCGUUUGGAUCGGUGGCUCCAUUCUUGCCUCACUCUCCACCUUCCAACAGAUGUGGAUUUCCAAGCAAGAAUAUGACGAAUCGGGUCCUGGAAUCGUCCAUCGCAAGUGCUUCUAA
Molecule: messenger RNA, 1131 nt
Organism: Hydatigera taeniaeformis
Lineage: Eukaryota; Metazoa; Platyhelminthes; Cestoda; Cyclophyllidea; Taeniidae
Source: the annotation of a GenBank genome assembly